Molecule: messenger RNA, 1372 nt
Organism: Betta splendens (Siamese fighting fish)
Lineage: Eukaryota; Metazoa; Chordata; Actinopteri; Anabantiformes; Osphronemidae
Gene: rnaseh1
Product: ribonuclease H1
Exons: 8
Coding region: 312-1208 (298 amino acids)
Biological process (GO): DNA replication, removal of RNA primer
Molecular function (GO): RNA-DNA hybrid ribonuclease activity; magnesium ion binding; nucleic acid binding
Source: RefSeq, a predicted model, not a curated record
CGAAUAUAACAUCGCGAGACUUCCGUAACACCAACCCCUUGUUAACGUUGCUUUGGAUUUCCAUGAGUUGUUGUCGUCGUUACAGUAUCUGCAAGGUUUUUAUCCAGGUACUUCAUUUGUAAUUAGGAAACCACAACGGACGCGUUUUGCUGUUUGUGUUUUCUGGACUAGCCAAAAUAGCUUAGCAUUGUGCUUAGCACUUGUCAUGUUACAGCGAAACUACUUCUAUUCAGAUGUAAUGGUGUUUUAGCGUGAGUCCGUUUUAAAAUGCCAGCCUCCUCUGUAUCACGAGCUGUUCGUGGCGGACAGUGAUGUUUAGACUGGCCGCGCUUUUCAGUGUGGUUCGCAGAACUGUGUGCAGCUCGGCCGACGACAUGGCUAAAGGCAAGUUUUUCUACGCAGUGAGGAAAGGAUUCAAACCGGGCGUCUACAGCUCAUGGGAUGAAUGUAAAGCACAGGUGGACAAAUUUCCAUCCGCCAUUUUCAAGAAAUUUGCCUCAGAGAAAGAUGCCUGGGCAUUUUUCAGAGGAGUCCAACUUUGUGCUCCUCCAGAGCCAAAGCCCACAGCUCUGAGUGAUGCGUCGGACUUCACUCUUCUUCCUAAAAGAGGCCCAGAGCCUCUGGAAUACAUCCCUCUGGGUAAGAAAAGAUGUCACUCAAAAGACGAGUCCGAGUCCACGCCCAAACGGGUCAAACCCUCAGGAAGCUCACCUGCAGAAAGCACGGCUGGAUUCACAUACAUGGGCGACGCCGUGGUCGUUUACACUGAUGGCUGCUGCUCAGCCAAUGGGAAGACCAACGCACGGGCCGGCAUCGGCGUGUACUGGGGCCACAACCACCCACUAAAUGUUUCAGAGCGACUGCAGGGAAGACAAACCAACCAGCGAGCAGAGAUACAGGCCGCCUGUAAAGCACUGGAACAAGCCAAGGAAGAGAACAUCAAAAAGCUGGUUGUUUACACCGACAGCAAAUUUACAAUUAAUGGUGUGACGACCUGGGUAAAGAACUGGAAGCUCAACGGUUGGAGGCUGAAGUCAGGAGGUCAGAUCACCAACAAAGAAGACUUUGUGAAGCUGGACAGGCUCAAUGCCGAACUGGAGGUGGUCUGGCUGCACAUCCCAGGUCACGCUGGCUACAAAGGCAACGAGGAAGCCGACAGACUGUCGAGAGAAGGAGCAGCGAAGCCUUCACAGCCUGACUGUGACUAGAGUAAAGACUGUUUAUCUGGUUCAUCAGCAGCUUGGAUUUUCUCACUGCACCUUUUUUUUUUUUUAAGAACUGAAAACCUGGAGAAGAAAGUUCAUCGUCCAUUUUUCUGUUGAACGUCUUAAGAUUUUUUUGCUGUAAAUAAAGUUUUAAGUUACAUAUUUAA